Molecule: messenger RNA, 126 nt
Organism: Fusarium odoratissimum NRRL 54006
Lineage: Eukaryota; Fungi; Ascomycota; Sordariomycetes; Hypocreales; Nectriaceae
Exons: 2
Coding region: 1-126 (41 amino acids)
Source: RefSeq, a predicted model, not a curated record
AUGUAUGAAUAUGCCAAGGGUGUGACAGCAUGGAUUCCAGACUGGCUUCACAAAGGCUGGAGGCCAAGCGCGGGUGGUUGGGCCAAGGACAAGGACUUAAAUACCAUUGGCUGCAAGGAUGAUUAG